This is a messenger RNA of Ceratosolen solmsi marchali, 2736 nucleotides long. It is a transcript of the gene wdp, whose product is annotated as Leucine rich repeat protein windpipe. Bases 323 to 2611 code for a protein of 762 amino acids. The record is from RefSeq and is a predicted model, not a curated record. Gene Ontology annotation, cellular component: plasma membrane. NCBI's taxonomy places the organism in Eukaryota, Metazoa, Arthropoda, Insecta, Hymenoptera, Agaonidae. Gene Ontology annotation, molecular function: protein binding. The transcript is spliced from 2 exons.
CGAUGAUCGUCAUCGAAGCCGCGCACGUAAACGGAUAACUGCGUCGCGACGCCGAUCUUUUGGCUCCCCGACCCCAAUUAUAGAUACAGAAUCUCGAGAUAAGCGAGAUCGAGCGGUGGAGGAGCAAGUCCGGUCCUAAUGUCUGCACGGAUCAGCCACCGAUAGUUGCCGCUACGAUAUCGAAUCGCGUGAUUUUAUUUUUCUCAACCUCUGCUGGCUGUGAGUGUGAUCUCGUUGAUUAUGGAUCUAAAUCACCGGGGUGAGAUGUGCCGCUGCGAGGGAUUGUGAAGCUAUAGAUUGUUCCUAUCGACAAAAAUUCACCAUGAGGACGUACGAGUUUGGCUGCCUGUUACUUGCAAUUUUUGCCGCCGUCUGGGAUACGGCCGACAGCCUCUGUUCCCUCGACAAGUACGCCGCGGCAUUGUGCCACGACCUGGAAGAUGCGCGAUACAUCGACACGUACCAUUUGCAUGCCCUGCGAGCACCCUCCUCGUCGAAAAUCUUGGCACCUGGCAACUUCAACAACCUCACGAGUCUUCGGCACUUGGACCUGUCAAAUGGCAAUAUCGUGAUCAUCAAGAGUGGCAGCUUCGCCAAGCUCGGCUCUCUCCAAACACUCAAUCUCGCGAAUAAUCGCAUAAGUCACUUGGAGGCCGGGGCGUUCGACGGGCUCAAGCGCGUUUAUAGCUUGAAAUUGGAAGGCAAUGCCAUCAGGCAGCUUCCCUCGGCUCUGAUAAGCUUGAAGGAGCUCAGAGUGCUCGACAUAUCCGGCAAUGCUCUCAACUGCAAUUGCGCGAGCAUGAAGCUCAGAGAUGCUUUAUUAGCACGUGGGAUAAAGAUCGGGAAGAAGACAUAUUGCUCGGAGCCGAGUUCCGUUAAGCGCGCGUCGAUCUUCAAGCCCGAGACGGGAUUAAUGUGCGAGUUUGAGAAGCAGGACUUGGUGAUGCAAGCUGAUCAGCCAAUCGAUGAUAUGGUCGAUGGUUCGGGCGAGGUUGAGACAGAGGAAACCAUCUCGGAGAGUGACUUUGCGUACGAUGAGCGAGAAGAGGACCGUACGUUGCUUAUCGAGAGCGAAGAGGAGGCGGCGCUCGAAUCGACAUUGAUGCCCGUAACGAGGACGACCGCUAGGACAACGGGCUCCAGAAGCUGGACGACAUCUACGACAAUGGCGCCUAGAACGUUGUCGAUCAUAACGACAAUGGCGUCGAGCACGUUGUCGACCUCAACGACAGCGACGCCCGAAACGAGCUCGAUCACAACGACAACGUCGGCCAGGAGUGCUUAUACGGACAAUGUAUCGGUCUCCACCGGCCCAACCAAGGACGACAUUACCUUCGAGGAUACGGAAGAGCCGUUGAGAGUAGAGAGCGUCACGACUAGUGCACCGUCGGGCACGGACGUUAAACAGGACGAGGCUGGGCCGACGAGUUCAGGCGCAGCCGAAAAUACCGUUUCCUCUUACGCGACAUCCACGUCGGCAAGUACACUUGACCACGUCGUGCCCGAUGAAGGAUCUGGAGAGAGCGACGACGACGGCUCGGGAUCGGAGGGUUCGGGCAUUAUCGCGCGUAUGCCCGCAAUCGAUUUUAACGAGACGAGCAGAGGGGCUUUCGACGAGGAUGAAGCUCAGGCAUCCUCGUCCUCGACGACAACGACCACCGAGAGCUCGAGCUGGUGGGGACUGGGUAGCAUCAUUAGUAAUUUAAAUCCCUGGGGAUCAUCGGAUACGACAGCGGCCCCGAGCAGCACGGAAAAGAGCGCGGAGGACGAUCUGAGGGAAGAGGAAUUCAUCCAAGUGACCAAUGACGCGUCGACUCGGGAGUCGAUCGACACCGUUAAACACACGGUUAUACCAAGCGCAACACCAAACCUACCAAACAUCGUACCAACGGACGAGGGAGCGUUGGAUUUAACAUCCCAAGACGUUACGAGCAAGAACUUGGAGGACAAUAGCGUGGACACGUCACCAUCUCAAGACAACAAGAAGGGAAUCGGUUCUUACAUUGUCCUUAUAACCCUUCUCGUUAUUCUCGCUAUUCUCCUCGGCUUUGCCAUUUACAAGGGCGACUUGUGCAGAAAGAAGCGCAAGCGCAGGGACGUCGAAAGGGGCACGGAGAUGAAGGAUAUGCAGAGGACUCUAUUGGACCAGAAUGUCACGCAGCCGAAGGUCCAGCCGAUUAACGGCAACACUAUGGAAAACGUGCCGCUAAUGAAUAGCGCGAGUCUGCCGGAUGAGCCAAAAUGUAAUCAGAAGCGAUACGAUGUAAGCCCAACAAGUUUGGCCAGUAAUGGACCAAACAAGACGAAUGGCAUAGCCAUUGAGGUGAACGAUCCGAUAAAACCGUCGAGGAAGUCGCUUAAGCAGGAUAUCGAGGCGCCGCUUAACGGACUAAAUCCACCGAUGGAGGCCAUCGAUGCGCCAACUAGGACGAGCUUGCACAGUGAAUGCAACGAGAUCAUAAACGCUUUAGAUUAUUGCGAGCAGCCACCACUGACUCCCGGAGCUCACAGGGUGAAGAUUACGAUGCAGGAUAAUCCAGACAGUGUGCCGAAAACGCCCAUACUGAUAACGCGAAUGAAAGACGGUGACAAGUUAAUCAAGGCUCCGUGAGACUCGACGAGGCACUUCUUCUCGCGCUAUUUUCACGGGCGACGCAAUAUUGUACAGCUUUUGAAUUUUGAAUAAUAGGAAGCUAAACUUAAGCCGAUAGUGCUUCAGCCUUACUUCCGUCUACG